CCCUAACCUAGCCAAAACGUAAGGUUUUGUAUCUUGUUGAGAGCAAGCUAAAUGCCAAUGCUGUACUGAUGUUUGAGGACGAAAAAGUUAACAGAAACAGAUUCUGAAAGCAGAUUCUUCUUUACAAAAGACAGAGCUUUCUGCCCUCACUGACAUAAAUUAAUUCAGCCAUAAUCUCCAAGAAUCUUAUCUGGGCUGCUGGAGUUAAUUUUCGUUUAAUCUGUAGCAGUUUACUUUAAUCCUUAUCAUAAAGAUCAACAGUUUUCUCAUGGUUACACUUUUGUAUGUAACCUUACAAGUAAGACAGCUCCUCUCCCUGGCCUGUGCAUGGCUGGGAAGCUUUUCUACUGCUGACCCUCUUCUGAGGACAGUCUGAGGCUCAUUACUGAGGCUUUCAAACCUGCAGUUAACAUCCACAGUACAGCAGCUGCACUGUCUAGAAGUACUGUUCCUCUGCAGAAGACUUAUGAAAUACAUUGUGACCUAGAAAGCUCAUAAAGAGACAGAACUCUCCUCAUCAUCUCAUCUCAAGUUCUAUGUCAAUGAGUGACAUCCAGAACCUCCUGAAAUUAGUGGCAGUGCUUCAUUAGGUCUAUUACUGUAUCCAAGAUUGAGACCAGGCACGGUUAGAAAAUGGUCAUAGAAAAAUUCUGGGAAGGGUGGAUCCUGUUCUUGUGUGCCUAAUUUAAAGAUGAAUAACACUUGCACUGAAGGAGAAGAAAAAGUGCCUGAUGACGAACUGGAAUGCAAAAUCUGUUAUCAGAUAUUUACUGUUCACAGUCGUAAACCCAAAAUCUUGGAUUGUCUUCACAGAAUUUGUGCUAGAUGUCUGACAAAAAUCCUUCAUAUAGGAGACAGAUCUCCCUGUGUUAGCUGUCCCUUUUGCCGCCAUGAGACAAAGUUGCAUGAAGGUGAAGUUGAAGGGCUCCCUGAUGAUACAAACAUUAUGUCCAAGCUCAUAUUAAAAGACAAAAUAGCAUGGAACUCUGACUGUAAAGAAGUAGUUUUAACACCAGAAAACUUGACUUUGAGUUCUUCCCAUGGAUUGUCAAACUGCUUAGUAAUUACAAUUGCAGAAGUACAGAGAGACUCGCCAAGGACUCCCAGUCAAAGUACUGCCUCGGAUUAUUCUGCUGACCAUGGCACUGAGUCAGUAUCGCAAAGUUCUCAGAGUCAGCUGGACCAAGAUCUCUUUUCAAAGCUGUGCAAGCAUGUACCCAGAAUACUGGUAUGGCUGCUUGGCUUUCUUUACUUUGGUUCCCUCCCUCUCGGGAUCUAUUUACUAGUGAUUCAGAAGGUGACCCUGGGUGUUGUGUGUGUGAGUUUUGUUCCCUCCAGUCUAACUGUAGGUCUCUUGUAUGGCUUCUGCCAGUGCCUCUGCGAUGGAAUCUGUGACUGCUCUUCAUGAAGCUGAUACGCAGUGUUUUAUCAAUUGGUAAAUUUUUAACUGAACCAUAAACCAAUCACAAACUUUAACCUUUACAGACUGUUAAAAGUGCAUAUAUAUGACAUAUAUGUAUUUUUGUUAAAGCACAAUAAUUUGUGUGAAUGCUGGCAAAAUUGACAACAUGAUGCUGUGGUUUUUCUUUUACUAAAAAGAUGGUGGUUACUAUCACCUGAUCCUGAAGUUACAGAUGGUUUUAGACCACCAUCUCAUUAACUGUGAAUAAAACAGAUAGUUGAAGGGUGCUUACUGCUUAGAAAAAAAACCCUCCCUAUUUUUAUCAAGUACAUUGUCACUAAUUUUAAAAAUAGAUGGAGUUUAGAAAUGCUGUGUAUCACCUGUUAAAAAAAAAGUCCCGUUACAAGCUAGUUCAGAUUUGAGUCAGAUCUUUUCUGAUAUCAAAGGGGAAUAGUUGCAUUAAAUAUUCUGCCCGGCAAUCAGAUUUUUCAAAAGAGUUUUGAGUUACAAGAGUUAUGAAAAAGCUUGUAGUUGAAUCUUAAUGGGCCAACUAACACUUUUUAUGUAAGUUAUUUUUCUUGAUUCAAUAUGCCUGGAAAAUUAUCGGACAUAAAUAUAAAAUAUCUGAUAUAAAAGUAGAAAUGAACCCUAUUUGUUUUCGUAAUUAAAAUACCAACAUACAUUUUGUUUCCUUAACACAGUUCCUGCACAAAAAUUAUUUUCUUUUUCUGAAUAUUUGUCUUUAACCUAUUUGAUACUGCUCUACUGUUAUUUUCUAAAUUUCAUAUGGUUGUACUGAUAAUCUACAAAACUUUUUGCACA
Athene cunicularia (burrowing owl) is the source of this 2224-nucleotide messenger RNA. Its product is annotated as E3 ubiquitin-protein ligase RNF182-like. The record is from RefSeq and is a predicted model, not a curated record. NCBI's taxonomy places the organism in Eukaryota, Metazoa, Chordata, Aves, Strigiformes, Strigidae. The transcript is spliced from 3 exons. Bases 692 to 1408 code for a protein of 238 amino acids.